Molecule: messenger RNA, 426 nt
Organism: Eurytemora carolleeae
Lineage: Eukaryota; Metazoa; Arthropoda; Copepoda; Calanoida; Temoridae
Exons: 6
Coding region: 94-426 (110 amino acids)
Source: RefSeq, a predicted model, not a curated record
AGUUAUCUGUGUGGUUCCGGGCUGUGAUCAAGUUUUUCGAGGGGACAAAAGAAGUCAACACUAAAUGUUAAAUUUGAUCAGAAUGGACGCCCGAUGGUUUAUAAUUAUAAAGUACCAAAUAUUCACCAGGAAUACUUCUGUGUUAAGAACAUACAUAUAAAUAGCCUGCCUGCAUUAAGGGAGCAUUGGAUAUAUAAGAUAGACAGAAAGCGAAAAUUGUCAGACUUAGUUGAGAUUGUUGAUUCAGCACCCAAAGAUGCAAAACUUGAUGAAGAGGUUGAUUCAACCGUUGAAUACUUAAAGGGAAAUAUUCUGUUUCCUUCUGAAAACCUGACAAUGGAGAUGGCAGUGGAGCAGAAAAAGAUUUUUGAAUACUUGGGAAUGGAAAACCCAGCAAUCACAGCAACAACUGUAAGAGACAGGUAA